Messenger RNA from Ectocarpus siliculosus, 1593 nucleotides. Lineage: Eukaryota; Phaeophyceae; Ectocarpales; Ectocarpaceae. The record is from the annotation of a GenBank genome assembly.
AUGGUGAGCAAGACGUCCAACAACAAGGCCGCUCCCGCUUCCGAGACCAUGCCGCCGAUGCCGCCGCCGGCGUCGGCCCAGGACACCUUAGAGAACAACCCCCUCAUCGACGAGGACGACAUCCUCCGGCACCUCAUCCCCUUCGUCGCUGACAACGAGGGAUACCUCUUCGUGGCCGGCGUGGCCUCGACUUGGUACAAGGCUUGGGUCGGAGGACAGCUCCCGAAAAACACGUGCCUCGGAAACGUGGUCGAAUCGGCGUCUCGCCUAGCGUGGGCCAGCAGCAGGCUCGGCACCGGCGGCGGCACCGGCGGCGGCGCCGGCGGCGGAGCCAGCACCCCUUGGGUGUGGGACGAGAGCGUCUGCAGGAGAGCCGCCGCGGGAGGGCACCUGGGCGCUCUCAAGUACGCACGGAAGCAAGGCUGUCCCUGGGACGCAGCUUGCACCCGCGAGGCGGCGGCGGGGGGACACCUCUCGCUGCUGCGCUGGGCGCACGCCAACGGGUGCGAGUGGGACGCCUCCACCCCGGCGUGCGCGGCCAGGUACGGCGACCUGGACACUCUCCGGUUCGCCAGGAUGAACGGGUGCCCGUGGGACAAGACUACCUGUUCCGAGGCGGCGCGCGGUGGACACCUGGACAUUCUCAAGUGGGCGAGAUCCAAGGACUGCCCCUGGGACAAGACGGUUUGCGCAGAGGCGGCGAGGGCGGGUCACCUUGAAGUGCUUAAGUGGGCCAGAGAAGCAGGGUGCGAGUGGGACGCCGGCUGCCUGACCUGGGCCAGCGGAGGGGGCGAUCUUGACGUGGUCAAGUGGUGCAAGGAGAACGGGUGCGAGUGGAACACGACCAUGUGCGCUGCCGCAGCGAGGGAGGGCCACCUGGAGGUGCUGCAGUGGGCUAGAUCCAAGGGAUGCCCUUGGGACAAGACAACGUGUACUUCGGCCAUCUACGAGGGCCACCUCAACACCCUUCGCUGGGCGCGCGAGAACGGGGCCCCCUGGGAUGCGGACGCGUGCCGCUUCGCGGCGGAGCAGGGGCACCUGGAGGUCCUCAAGUGGUGCAAGGACAACGGCGGCCACCUCGACGCCAGGAUCUGCAUCACUGCGGCCGGAUCGGGACACCUCGAGAUGCUCAAGUGGGCGCGGUCCAACGACAUCCCCUGGGACGAGGAAGUGUUCGCUUCCGCAGCAUCGGGCGGGCACCUGGACGUCGUCAAGUACUGCUGGCAGAACAGGUGCCCCUGGAACGAGUACACGUGCGAGCUGGCGGCGGAGGGAGGCCACCUCGAGGUGCUCCAGUGGUGUCGGUCGAAGGGCUGCCCGUGGGACGAGGACGUGUGUGCCUUCGCGGCGGAAGAGGGCCACAUGGAGGUGGUCCAAUGGGCGAUCGAGAACGGGUGUCCUUGGGACAAGAGGGUCAGAGACUUCGUCCCCGGAGGCGCGUGCGGAGUGGCUGCUCUCCAGCAGCCGAGCGUCACCGCCGUGGAAGCAUCGUCCAACUCCGGCUCCGACGACGGCAGGGCUCGUGCCCAAGACGUGCAAUCCACGGCGCCCCCCACAAGCGCCGUCGAGGCCAUGGGAAACCCUAUUUGCUGA